This is a messenger RNA of Condylostylus longicornis, 1595 nucleotides long. RefSeq names its product DNA-directed RNA polymerase III subunit RPC3 (gene Polr3C). The coding region runs from base 57 to 1595 and encodes 512 amino acids. The record is from RefSeq and is a predicted model, not a curated record. The transcript has 2 exons. Gene Ontology annotation, biological process: DNA-templated transcription. Gene Ontology annotation, molecular function: single-stranded DNA binding. Gene Ontology annotation, cellular component: RNA polymerase III complex. NCBI's taxonomy places the organism in Eukaryota, Metazoa, Arthropoda, Insecta, Diptera, Dolichopodidae.
AGAGGUUAAAUUUGUUUUUGUUUAAUUUUUGAAAUAUGAUUUAGAAUUUAGCAAUCAUGUCAGUACAAUAUGUUAAAUUAUGUUCGGUUAUAUUAAAACAAAUAUUUGGAGAAAUAGUUCAAAAAAUUGGUGAAUCUCUUUUAGGAGCGCCGUCACGAACUUUAAAAUCUGUAAUAAAAUCAACCAAUUUAUCACGGUCAGAUGUUUGUGCAGGACUUUCUAUACUGAUUAAAUUCGGUAUAGUUGAGUUUAGCAAGUCUCAAGUAAAUGAGACUGAAGUUGAGUACUCAAUCAAAAAAGAACGGGUCUUAUUUAUCUUGAAGUAUUCGAAAUAUGUUUAUCAUAUUCAAACUAAAUAUGGAGCUGUAGCUGCUUCAAUAAUAGAGGAGCUUUUGAGGGUUGGUUCGGAAACGGCCACUACUUUACUCUCAAAAUGUUUCAUAAAUGCUGAUAAUAAGGAUAGUUUAGUAAAUUACAGAGACAUGUUCAUUAAUUUGAUAAAUGAGCGUUAUAUUGUUAGGCAACCUGCUCCUGUAACAAUUGCUGAUGAAAAUAAUCCAAUUCCAAUUUUGAAGCUUGAAGAUGAUUUAUAUUUCAAACCACCCGAAAUUAAUUUAUCGCUAUUGCAAGAAAUUUUAACAUCACAGGGUCCAAAACCAACUCCUGGAGAAUUAUACUGGACUGUGAAUUUUUUACAAUUUCAUCAAGAUUUUAGGGAUUUACUAAUGAUAUCCGCUAUUGAAAACAAACUUGGAAUCGGGGCCGGUGAAUGUUUAAAAUUUGUUUUAAAACUCAUCUAUACCAAGACUUUUGCCUGGGAAAAAGAAUGUUCAAAUCCAUUUAGUUUAGCUGAAGUCAAACAAUUCAUUGAUAAAAAAAAGGUUUCGUCGGAUCUGAUAAAAUAUGUUGACAAUUACGUUGUGCUAAUUGCUGAAGAUUCAUUGGGCUUCCUCCAAAAAGUAGGAGAAGUAGGUGGCGGACAAUAUGUUGUUAAUUUUAAAAAAGGUCUUCAGGAACUUGCUUUUAUAUGCGUAGAAAAUGUGAUUAAUGAAAAAUUUGGUUCAAAGGCAGCAAGAAUUUUUCGUGUUAUUAAAUCAAAACAAUAUAUUGAGCAGGAAGAGAUUCAAAAGGAGGCAAUGAUUCCAUCAAAGGAAGCUAAAUUAUUAACAUAUAAUUUAUUUCAAGAACAUUUUAUUCAAAUAAAAACGAUACGAAAAGCAGGUGGUGGUGGCACUGGCCCUGCUAAAUCAUUUUUCUUAUUUCAUACAUCUUUAACUCCAGUCGUUCACAUGUUAUUGGACCAUUGCCAUAAGUCGCUAUGUAAUAUUAUUACUAGAUCGGUAUAUGAGAAAUCAGAAAACAAGAGAUUAAUUGAUAAAUCCCAGAAAUUAGAUAGUAUUGUAGAAACAAUUAAAGAGCGUGGUGAAUCAGAGGAAUAUAUAGCGGAGAUUUUAGAAACUUUAACACCUGCUGAAAGAGAAAUAUUGCAAAAUGUUAAAAACCAUAUUAAAACCUUAUCGACCGCGGAAUUGAUUUUAGAAAAUACAAUAUUUUUACUACAGCUUUAUCAAUAUCAUAAUAGCAAUAAAAAAUAA